UCAUCAUCUUUUCCCCUAUAUAAACCUCUGUCUCUCACUCUUAUCUUCCAUCUCUCUCGCAUAGUAUUAGUCAAGAAAGAAAAUACUCCAAAUUUAGCAUAUAGUGAGAAAAUGGCAAAGAACGUGGGUAGUGAAGGGUCGUUCACGACGAAAGACUACCAAGAUCCGCCGCCAGCACCACUGAUUGACCCAGUAGAGCUAACCCAAUGGUCUUUUUACAGAGCACUCAUUGCUGAAUUCAUAGCCACUCUUCUCUUCCUUUACAUAACGGUGCUGACCGUCAUUGGUUACAAGAGCCAAAGUGCAACGGCAACUGAUCCUUGUGCUGGUGUUGGGAUCCUUGGUAUUGCUUGGGCAUUUGGUGGCAUGAUUUUCGUUCUUGUCUACUGCACCGCUGGUAUUUCUGGUGGUCAUAUAAAUCCAGCAGUCACAUUUGGAUUAUUCUUGGCGAGGAAAGUAUCACUAAUAAGGGCAGUUAUGUAUAUGGUGGCUCAGUGUUUGGGAGCCAUUUGUGGCGUUGGAUUAGUUAAGGCUUUCCAAUCAGCUUACUACCACCGCUAUGACGGCGGAGCCAAUAUGCUCUCCGACGGAUACAGUCACGGCGUCGGGUUGUCGGCGGAGAUCAUCGGAACUUUUGUUCUUGUUUACACUGUUUUCUCUGCCACUGAUCCCAAGAGGAAUGCUAGAGAUUCUCAUGUCCCUGUGUUGGCGCCACUCCCCAUUGGAUUUGCAGUUUUCAUGGUUCACUUAGCCACCAUUCCGAUCACCGGCACCGGAAUCAACCCGGCUAGGAGUCUUGGCGCUGCCGUUAUCUUCAACCAACACAAAGCCUGGAAAGACCACUGGAUAUUUUGGGUAGGUCCUUUCAUUGGAGCAGCCAUUGCAGCAUUCUACCAUCAAUUCAUAUUGAGAGCAGGUGCAGCUAAAGCCCUUGGUUCAUUCAGGAGCACUACUUCUCAAGUUUGAUGAUUAAAUUUGAGAGAAAAAGAGGAAAGGGUUGUUGUACUCUAAAUAUUUAUGUCAAUGUUUUGUUUUAAUUAGUGGUCUUAAUUUCUAGCUUUCCUUGUCACAAAUUAUGAUGGUUUUGAAGAUCAUGCGCAAUAGUGGUGUUGUACUUGAGAGCCAAAGAUGUGUAGAUUACAAAUGUAUUGUCUUUGGAAAGGGAAAGCUCUUUUUUUUUUUGGUAUUCCCUUUUAUCAUUGACAAUUGAUCUUUGCAUCUACACUUUGUGUUUAGGACUAUCUUUCUUUGUAUUUUUCACUUCUUUAUCUUAAUUCAUUUCACUUUAUGUUUCAGUCCA
Messenger RNA from Nicotiana attenuata, 1300 nucleotides. RefSeq names its product probable aquaporin PIP2-5. The coding region runs from base 112 to 966 and encodes 284 amino acids. Gene Ontology annotation, cellular component: plasma membrane. Gene Ontology annotation, molecular function: water channel activity. NCBI's taxonomy places the organism in Eukaryota, Viridiplantae, Streptophyta, Magnoliopsida, Solanales, Solanaceae. The transcript is spliced from 3 exons. Gene Ontology annotation, biological process: transmembrane transport. The record is from RefSeq and is a predicted model, not a curated record.